UUGCCAGGAGCAGCGUCAGUCUGAGUGUGCGGAGACGCUCCACCGCUGCAGCUUUAGCUCAGACUGCGACGCCAGAAACGCAGGAGAACAGGAAGCCGAAGACGGGCGUCUUGAUGCUGAACAUGGGAGGACCCGAAAAACUAGAAGAUGUUCACGACUUCCUGCUGCGGCUCUUCAUGGACACAGACCUGAUGAAACUUCCCGUACAGAACAAGCUCGGCCCGUUCAUCGCCAAGCGCCGCACGCCAAAGAUCCAGGAGCAGUACAGCAAGAUCGGAGGAGGCUCGCCCAUCAAACACUGGACCUCCAUGCAGGGAGAAGGCAUGGUGAAGCUGCUGGACGAGAUGAGUCCCGAGACAGGUGAGACAGACCCGGAGACCGUCCAGACACGGCCGCUUAUCCCUUUGAAACCUUCCCAAAAGAUGGGAAGAUGGCAAUCAGCAACUUAA
Molecule: messenger RNA, 449 nt
Organism: Plectropomus leopardus (leopard coralgrouper)
Lineage: Eukaryota; Metazoa; Chordata; Actinopteri; Perciformes; Serranidae
Source: RefSeq, a predicted model, not a curated record